AUGCCAGAAGAAAGCCCGCUGCUGGGGGGCGCGGGCCGCCCCGCCUCGGUGUUCCAAAAGUGCAAGCGCACGGCGCGCAGGGCGUGCGAUGCAGUAGCACGUAGCGGCGUGUGGCGUCUCGCGGUGCUUGUGCUCGCGGUUGUCAACGUCUGGGCGCUCUUGCACGUCGUCGUGCGGCGCUUGCCCCGUGCCACGCCCGUGGCCGACGAUGUGUGCGAGUCCGAGACAUGCGUCGACGCGGCCUACACCAUGAUCCACUCUCUUAACGAGACCGCCGAUCCGUGCGAGGACUUUUUUGCGUUUGCGACCGGCGGAUGGCAGGCGAGCCACCCGAUUCCCAAGGACCAAGGGGCGUACGAAGCCUUUCAGGUGGUCGAGGACGCGAACGAUAAGGUGAUGCGGCGCAUCCUCACCGACCUGCCUGCUUCGAACAAAGUUGACCAGCAGAACCUCGGCACGCUGCGCACUUUUUACGGCGCGUGUAUGAAUACCGACGCACAGGACAAGCUCGGCACCGCGCCGCUCCUCGACGAGUUCCGGGCGUUGCACAGCGUACUGACAGACAGCAAAGCGCCGCUUGCAGAUACGCUGGCUUGGCUGCACGCGCGGGGCUACGAUGCGCUCUUUUCGUCCGAUAUUAGCGGCGAUGCCGGCAAAGCGCCGCUGCUUGCGAUUCCCGAAGUGAGCCCCGGCGGCCUGGGCCUGCCGGAUCCUGCGUACUAUGAAGACAAAAAGGCCGUGGACAUGUACCGCGACCUGAUUGUCGACGCGGUGCGUGCGCUGCACAAGGAGGCGCACAGCAGCCUGCUGCCAAUGGACAUGGACGCGGACGCCGUUGCCUUGGCGAUCGUUGCGUUCGAGGCCGAGGUCGCCAAAAUCACGCCGGAUAUGGUCGAGCUAAGUGAUCCAGUCGGCAUUUACAACCCCAUCUCGCCUGCGGCCCUCGAAAAAAUGGCGCCGGCGGUCGACUGGCGCACCUACUUUAAGCGCAUGAGCGGCGAGCGCGCAACGCCCAAGUCGGUCAUUAUCGCGAGCCCCGCGUACAUGAAAAAGCUGAGCAAGCUGCUGGAGACGACGCCUAAAAAUACCGUGCAUGCAUACCUGUACUGGACGGUGGUCCGCGACGCGGGCCGUUUCCUCGGCCCGAACGUCACGCUGGGCGAGCCCGCGCGCCGCCUCAAUCGCUUCGCACGCGGCGUCGACGUCGACGUGCGCGACAACCGCGAGUCGCAGUGCCUCAAGGCGACCAACAGCGCGCUCGGCCUCAUGUCGGGCCGCUUCUUUGUGCAAGAGGCGUUCGGCUUUGACAGCAAGACGCAGGUCGAGCGCAUCAUCGACCAGAUCCGCAAGGCGUUCUACCGCCGCCUGCACACGAUUCCGUGGCUCGACGGAGAGACGCGCAAGGCCGCGCUGCGAAAAGCCGAGUGGGUCGCCAUUGAAGUCGGCUACCCCACUGUGCCGAACACCGAGAGUGCCACGUCGAUUCGCGACUGGUACGCGGACCUCGCGGUGGGCGACGCGUACUUUGCCAACAGGCUCGCCGCUCGCAAGUUUGAGGUUGCGCAGCAGUGGGCGCGUCUCGGCGGCGAAAUCCUGACCGGUAUGAGUGCCGCGAUGGUGCCGAGCGAAGUCAAUGCAUUCUACAAUCCCCCCCACAACGAGAUCGUCUUCCCGGCCGGGAUUCUCCAGGCGCCCUUCUUCCACCCCCGCUGGCCGAUGUAUAUGCAGUACGGUGCCUUUGGUGCGGUCGCCGGCCACGAGCUCUCGCACGCGUUCGACCCGAAUGGCCGCCUGUACGACGCCGAAGGACUCCUGCACGACUGGUGGACACCGCGCACCGCGUCCGAGUUCCACGCGCGCCAAAAGUGCAUCGAGGAGCAGUACGGCAACUAUACGAUCGACGACGGCGAAGGGCACCAGCUGCACCUGCAGAGCCGCUUCUCGGUGGGCGAGGAUGUGGCGGACGCGGGCGGCAUUGCGCAGAGCUACCGUGCCUGGCGCCACCAGCUCGCGAGCGAUCCCGCGGCCGCGGCGCAGAACAAGCGCCUGCCCGGCCUGUCGAACUAUACGCCGGAGCAAAUCUUUUUCCUGGCCUAUGGCGCGACGUGGGCGAGCAAUGUGCGGACGGCCGAGGCCGUGCGUCUCUUGCGCAUCGACCCGCACUCGCCCGGCAAGUACCGUGUCAAUGGCGUGCUGGCCAACUUCCCUCCAUUUGCCGAAGCGUUCCAGUGCAAGCGCGGCACGCCCAUGGCGCCGAAAGAACGCUGUGAAAUUUGGUAG
This is a messenger RNA of Malassezia japonica, 2280 nucleotides long. RefSeq names its product endothelin-converting enzyme 1. Gene Ontology annotation, cellular component: plasma membrane. The coding region runs from base 1 to 2280 and encodes 759 amino acids. NCBI's taxonomy places the organism in Eukaryota, Fungi, Basidiomycota, Malasseziomycetes, Malasseziales, Malasseziaceae. Gene Ontology annotation, biological process: protein processing. The record is from RefSeq and is a predicted model, not a curated record. Gene Ontology annotation, molecular function: metalloendopeptidase activity. The transcript is spliced from 3 exons.